UCACGUGUCUCUGUUUUCUCUGCGGCUCACUUUAGCCUCAGCGGCUAACUGACCAGCAGGCUGACCGUCGGCCAGAGUGCCGCCGAGCAAGCAGCUCAGUGUGCCGGUGAGUGUACCGCGUGGGACGCCGUGUAAAAUCCACGGAAAGAACUUCAGGAUCACAGCGAGCUGCUAACGCUACUCUCAGCCUCCGUGCUCGGCUAGCGGGGCCAAGAGAGCGGCUUCCAUUAUCGGACACUGUGCUGCUGUGGCUCGCGUUGGGAGCCGCUGCACCUCCUGCUGCUGAAGCCCAGAGAGCCGCACGGACAGAUGGAGCCUCUGUGAAGCAGCAGGAUGACUGAAGGUGAGCUCGGAUCAGCUGCUUCUCACUGUGCGCGUGUGUGUGCGCGCGCAGUAACAGCAGUGUAAUGUAAGGCCAUGCUCGCUCGCCCACCAUGACCAGUGUCACGCUGCGGUACUUCUGUUAUGGCUGCCUCGUCACCUCGGCCACCUGGUCCUUCCUGCUCUUCCUGUAUUUUUCCAUGGGGGCGGAGCCUGACCGUGGCAGGACUCCCGUGAGGCACCUCGGGCAGCCGAUCACCAGAGGUGUGGCCGAUCGUAGAGGGGGGCGUCGGCCUCUGCUGCCAAGUAAUGGAGUGGAGCUUUCACCAGAGAUGGGGAUGAUCUUCAAUGAGGCGGAUCAGGAGGUUCGGGACAGCGGCUACCACCGCCACGCCUUCAACGUCCUCAUCUCCAACAGGCUGGGCUUCCACCGCCAGUUGCCCGACACCAGAGACGCCCAGUGUCGGGAGAAGUCCUAUCCUGUGGCUCUACCUUCUGCCAGCGUCGUAAUCUGUUUCUUCAACGAGGCGCUCUCCGCCCUGCUCAGGACCGUGCACAGCGUGCUGGACCGCACGCCAGCCUACCUGCUGCACGAGCUCAUCCUGGUGGACGACCACAGCGAGCUGGAGGAGCUGAAGGACGAGCUGGACCGCUACGUCAGGGCGGAGUUUCAGGGGAAAGUCCAUCUGGUGAGGAACCAGAGGAGGGAAGGACUCAUCAGAGGACGCAUGAUUGGAGCCUCACACGCUACAGGUGAGGUGCUCGUGUUCCUGGACAGCCACUGCGAGGUGAACCAGGCGUGGCUGCAGCCGCUGCUGGUGCCCAUCCAGAAGGACCGCCGCACUGUCGUCUGCCCCGUCAUCGACAUCAUCUCCGCCGACACGCUCGCCUACUCGCCCUCCCCCAUCGUCAGGGGCGGCUUCAACUGGGGGCUGCACUUCAAGUGGGACCCCGUGCCCCCCUCCGAGCUCAGCGGGCCUGAGGGAGCGUCCGGACCCAUCAGGUCCCCCACCAUGGCAGGCGGGCUGUUCGCUAUGAACAGGAAGUACUUUAACGAGCUCGGCCAAUACGACGCCGGCAUGGACAUCUGGGGGGGAGAGAACCUGGAAAUCUCCUUCAGGAUCUGGAUGUGCGGCGGUCAGCUCUUCAUCAUCCCGUGCUCCAGGGUCGGCCAUAUCUUCAGGAAACGGCGGCCCUAUGGCUCGCCGGGCGGCCAUGACACCAUGGCCCAUAAUUCCCUGCGGCUGGCGCACGUGUGGAUGGACGGGUACAAGGAGCAGUAUCUCUCUUUGCGUCCAGAGCUGCGCAACCGGAGUUACGGCGACAUCGGCGAGCGUGUGGCGUUGAGGAAGCGGCUGCAGUGCCACUCGUUCAGCUGGUACCUGGACACGGUCUACCCUGAGAUGCAGACCGCCGCCAACGGCAACAAGCAGCAGCCGCUGUUCAUCAACAAGGGUCUGAAGCGGCCCAAAGUCCUGCAGCGAGGACGGCUACGGAACCUCGCCAUCGGACGCUGUCUGGUAGCCCAGGGCCGGGCCAGCCAGAAGGGCGGCGCCGUCGUUCUGCGACCGUGUGACCCCCGAGACCCCGAGCAGGACUGGGCGUACGACGAGGAGGGUCAGUUGAUCCUGGCAGGUCUGCUGUGUCUGGACGUGUCAGAGGUCAGGACCUUUGACCCCCCGAGGCUGAUGAAGUGUCACGGCUCGGGGGGGUCGCAGCAGUGGAGCCUGGGGAAGUCCAACCGGAUCUACCAGGUCUCCGUCGGUCAGUGUCUUGCAGCUGUCUCCCAGCCAAUAGGACAGAAGGGUUACGUCUCCAUGGCGAUAUGCGAUGGCUCGCAGACGCAGCAGUGGCAGCUGGAGGCCUGAGGAGGACGCCGAGGCGCCGUGGACGGAAUGAUCUCUGAUUCUCACCUGCUCAUUUAAUGUUUCGUGUUUUUCAUUUUAAGUUUGAUGUUUCAGUCGCAAAAGAACUUCGCCACGCCGGACGCCAUGCCCAGACACGCCUGGAACUUCUUCAAGGUCCUUUUAAGGACCUGGAAAGUCCUGGAGUCUGGCGUCGCGGUCGGACUGAUUUAAUCUGAUCAGUGAUCUGAUGUUUACUUGAUUUCAUCAUGAUUUCAGCUCAUAUCUGGAGCCGUGUGCUCGCUUUUUAUGUCUGGGUCUGCCUUCAUCAUGUGACCUCUGAGGUGUCUCCGUCCUCAGAGAAGCACUGCAGGCUUUUCUGUAGGGUUUUUAUCGUGUUCACACAGGAAGUGCUUCCAAAGCAGCGACGGCACUUCCUGUCCUCCUCAGGUCAAAGGUUGCCAUAAGUUCAAAAGUUUUGCUUCAGAGGUCCGUUAGCUGCAGAGAGCUGGAAUAAAACCGAACACUCACUCACUGAAGGACUCGGAGCGUCGCCACUGCUCUCGUGUCUCCUCGUGGAACCCUGAUGAUGCUGAUCCGCCGCUCAUGCACCAGAACCAUAUCUGCAGUUAUUUCUCAUGAGCUUCCUCGGUGAAGUUGGUGCGAGCAUGCACGUGAGAUCAGUUCUGAUGCCACCGAUGAUAGGAAGGAAGGCGGAGCUUACCGUCAGGGCAAUCCACAGUGGGCGUCACAGCCACUUUUCCUCGAGCAGGUUGUUCCCCCAGAACAGGAAGUGCCGCUAUGCUGUCACAGAGGCGCCUUGCUCGUUAAUCCUUCGUUAACCGUGAAGGUCAGAAUGUUGUAAAUGUGAGUUUGUAGAAUAAAAAGUGAGGAUGUGAACCUUUAUUUUUAAAUUUUGACUGUUUUAAAUCCACAGCUACAGGAGAAAUAUCCAUGAAUGUGCAGAUUAAUAUUUACACAAAUAUACUGAAAUGUUACUGUUUGUUUGAUUAAACCUGCCGCUGCUCAACUGCACCCUCUAGAGUCACACGCUCAGAGCUGCGUUUCAGUGACAUCUAGUGGCCAAACGUGAGACAGCAGCAGGGUGUGAUUGGUUAGUGUGAAUGAUGUAAACACAGUUCAGUGAAGACGGCCCGCUGGCUCAGCUCGUUCUGCAGUAGCUGGGAGGAGGCAUGCACACAACAUGGCCGAUGGCGUAAACGCCGCACUGCACCCAUCGUAGCAGCUGCAGUGUUGUCAAUGGUGAGCUCGGGCUGCGAGGUCACCAUUGACAACCAAACUGCUCUUGGCUCUUGACAGAGGCGGUCGCACUUUCUCCUUCUCCCUCUCCCUUAUCUUUCCUGCUUGGCUUCUCAUGUCUUUUGUAUAGUCUCGCUUAUUCUCUAACCCUAAGAGAGUCUCCCAGACUUGUUCUCUAAAAGCCUAAAGAAUUAUGGAUUUGAUCAACUGGUCCCUGAAUGCAAUUGACACCCUCGACGAGAAGCCUGGGUUCGGGAGAGCCCGUGACAAGACAUUGAAGACACCUUUUCGGAACCAUGAUAACAGGGUUCUUGCUGAUCGGCGCUGGCUUGGCCCUGGCUUAUCGAAGGAUAAAGAAAGCGGAAACGGCUGUUCAAAUCCUCACAAGGCUGCCCGCUGUGUUGAUUGGUACGAUGGAGCGAGCUGUGGCUUCUCAGAAUGGGCUCAUCAGGUGCAGCACGGAGGACAUCUUGGAGAAGCUUGCGCUGCUGUGAGUACUGAGACCGACUGACAACAUCUGACAACAUCUUCGGAGAGGCUCACAGCUGUCGUGAACACUCAUGCCCUAUGAGCAAACUGGAUAACAUCUCGGCAUGGAUGGAUAACAUCGUGGAGAGGCUCACAGCUCUCCAACGAGAGACUUGUGACCAGUGACGGACAUUAGACAACUGUAAAAUUGGAAGCAGUUUGUUCGCACUAACCAAAACAGCUACCAUCUUCAUUUCAUGUGGCGCCAGGUGGAUGCUCAAGGCAAAAGUUGACGGGAAUAACAAAACUCUCCCUCAGAUAAUAAGACUGUGUUGUGACUUUCUCCCUCCUCAUUCAAGGCCACCCGCGUCGACCGAAGACUGUUGACUUUUGCCUAAUCGGGUGAAGGGACACUUUCUCUCGGUUGAACACGGAACACACUCACACGCACAGAUACACAUGUACACUGACACAGACCUACACUCACCCCCCACCCCCUCCAAACGCCUUCGAAGCUUAUGUCUUCCAUGUUGUGAGAUGUGCUGAUUCAUGUGCUGAGGUGUUUUCUUUCUGUUCUCAAACUGAUCUCCCUGUUGGAGCUCAGUCUGGGGGGAGUUAUUUUUUUCUCCUUAUCUUUCCUCAUGUUGUGCAUUUUCCAUUGUUAUACCUCUCUGACCUGUCUUCCCCAUGUGAUGUUUGUGUAAUGUAUGUAUGGUCAGAAGGGUAAGAUGGCGCUGGCAAAGGUUGGCAGCCUUAACAACAAAUUUCCCACGCGUGGGACUAAUAAAGGUAUCUUAAAUGACUGUAAAUGAUCCUGAAAAAGUCUUGUGUUCAUCUGGACGUCUUCAGUGGAACGCGUGUCGUCAUCAGCUGACUCCGUCAGUCUUAGCUGACUGCAGCUCUCCGACCUUUAACCUUAAACACUGGCCCGUGUGUCAGUUUACAGUAAAUGUGCCCAUAGUCUAUGAAGGCUAACCUGACACUGUUCAUAUCCUCCCUGGUGAAUUUGAUGUGUCCACCGUGUUAAUGCGAUCCGUGAACGCUGGUAAUUCCUGAGAUUUGAUUUUCACCCAGGUGUCAGCCACCUGAACCAAUGAUGUCGCGGUAUUCCAGGGUAGGAUAGCAGAGCCCUCUUUUCCACUUCUUCCAUGUACAAGUUGGGUGAAUCUGGCACACGCAUGUUUCUGCGUGUAGCACUGACCCUUGUAUGUACUGACCUCACAGCCUGUUGCUGCUGGUGUCAGUCAUUACUGUUUGCAAGGUUGGAGACCUGCAGUCAGCUGACACUGACGGAGUCACAUGAUGAUGACGUCCAGGUGAACAGAAGCACCUGUAUGUGAGACAGGCUGGACGCUCCAUAACCUGUGAACGGUAUCAUAUAUCCAGACUUUUUUUAGCCUUUAGAUUCAGAAACGGUUCUAAAUGUGUCCCGUGUUUGUUGUCAGCACCACCCAAUGAAAAUGACGAACCCUCUGCACCACCAGUCCGACUCGGGAGGUAAAAAUGUUUCCCUCUGAUGUCAGAUAAUGAGUUAGAGAUGGAGGGAGAGGAACCUAAAGCAGGUAAAGGAGCACAGGGGGUGGGGCUUGGAAUGAGGGCCACAGCAGGCAGGCUGGUAGUUGGUCAUGAAGCAUGAUGAAAGUCAGUAGAUGGUGAUGAGCAAGCUGAGUGAGCCUGGAGAGUCUGAGGAGAACCAUGGUAGAACCCCGAAGGAACCAUCAGUUAUCAUGGUGCAGUCAGCACUUCAACAGGCUCAGUGGACGGGUCUAACAGCGCCUGCUGGAUCAGCGGCAGGUUCUAAUCCGUGAGUCUGUGCCCAAAAUAACCGUCGUGCAGCUCUAACAGUGCGAGUCAUCAAAGGGAAACUCACGGAGAAGUCAAGCUUAGCUGGAGGAUUGUAGGGUCCUCGUCCCCCACAGUGAUACACGGCGAGGGGACCGCCGCUGUGAAAUGUUACAGGCGUCGUUUGAAUCCGAGCAGCUCGCAGGAAAACAUCCAAAGGCGGGGUUUACAAAAAAAUAUGAGCAUCAUAACUUUUAAGUUUCAGAACAGAAACCGCGCCAUCCUCCUCUCCAAGGCUUUCAUGUGUGAUAAUAAUAAUAAUAAUAGAUUUUAUUUGAGGACGCCUUUCACAAACCUGAGGUCACCUUACAAAUACAGGCCGUUUACCAUUUUACAAAGAACAACAUUAAUAAAAGGAGCAAUAGUCAUAAAAUAAGUUAAAAUUGCAAAACAGAACUUGACAACAGAUUAAAAUCAGCACUAAAGCGAAUAAGCCAGUUUGAACAGAUGUGUUUUGAGCUGUGACUUAAAUGCGGGAAGAGAGUCUAUAUUUCUUAUAGAGAGUUCCAGACCCGAGGAGCAGAGCGACUGAAGGCUCUGUGUCCCAUAGUGAUGAGAUGAGCGGAAGGAACAGUAAGAUGAACAGCAGAUGAGGAUCUGAGAGGGCGGGAGACAGUGGUGAUAUGGAGCAGGUAACACAAAUAGGAAGGAGCAGAUUUAUGGAUACACUUGUACGUGAGAAGUAAGAUUUUAAAGUUUAUCCUGGCUUCUAUAGGCAACCAGUGAAGCUGCUGAAGAACUGUUGUAAUAUGAGCUCUUGAUGGAGUACGAGUUAUGACCCGAGCUGCAGAAUUUUGAAGAAGUUGGAGUUUAUGAAGGAACCUUUUAGGGAGACCAAAUAAGAGGGAACUGUAGUAAUCAAUACGGGACGUAAUAAGACUAUGGACAAGGAUGGCAGCAGCAUGGGGAGUAAGGAAGGGACGGAGUCGGUUAAUAUUACGUAAGUGGAAGUAUGCAGACCAGGUUAUGUAAUUAAUGUGAGACUGGAAUGAAAGAGUAUUAUCAAGUAUGACACCCAAACUCUUAACCUGAGGGGAGGGAAAAACAGGAUAGAGACUUGAAGAGUGUGAUUUAAAUUGGAUAAACUGAGUGCCGUCUGAGAGAUAUGAGGUGAACCAGGCAAGGGGGGUGUGACUAAUGCCAAUGGAUGCUAACCGGUUCAGGAGGAUAUUGUGAGAAAUGGUAUCGAACGCCGCACUAAGAUCAAGAAGGAUGAGGAUGGAUAGGAGACCAGAAUCAGCUGCCAUCAGAAGGUCAUUGGUAAUUCUUAACAGAGCAGUUUCUGUGCUAUGAUUGGGGCGGAAACCAGAUUGAAAUUGUUCAUAGAGAUUAUGGUCAUUGAGAUGUAAGUGAAGCUGGGAGGUGACAACUUUUUCAAGAAUUUUUGAAAUAAAGAGAGAUUUAUAUAGGACGAAGAUUAUCAAAGUUAUUGGGGUCUUCACCAGGCUUUUUGAGAGUUGGAAUAACAGAAGCAUUUUUCAGAGAUGAAGGAACGAUUCCAGUGUUCAGGGAGGAAUGAAUAAUAUUGGUUAUGAGAGGAGCUAACGAGGGAAGACAGGCUUUAACUAACAUAGUGGGGAGAGGGUCAAGGUGACAGGUGGAUGAUUUAGAUUUUUUAAUAAGAUUAGAUACAUCAGUUAUGGAGGGAAGAGUAAAGCUUGAAAAUAAUUGACAGGAAGACAGUGGGGGAAACAGGAAGUCUACUUCAGAGUUGGAAGCUCCUACAGAGUUAAGUUGACGGUGAAUAUCUGAGAUUUUACGAGUGAAAAAGAGAUAAGAGAAUUGCAAAAAUCAACAGAAUACAUGUGGGAGGGGAAUGUGUCUGGAGGUUUUGUAAUUUUACUGAACAAUGAAAAGAGAGACCUGGAGCUACCUUCAAUAGAACUGAUUAAAACAGAGUAGUAAGCAGAUUUGGCUGAGGCAAUGCAGUCCUUAUAGAACAAAACAUGAUCAUUGUGCAUUUCUUUAUGUACAGUAAGUCCGGUUUUCUUGAAUAGACGUUCGAGUUGGCGUCCUUUAGCUUUAAGAUGACGCAGGUUGGGGGUAAACCAUGGAGCUGAACGGGAGAAUGAGACAGUUCGAUGUUUAAGGGGAGCAAAUACGUUAAGAAGGUUAUGAAGGUUGACAUUAUAAUGAGAAACGAGUUCAUGAGGGGCUGAGGAGCUGUGGAUAGAUGGAAGGUCAUGGACGGCAGAUGAAAAAACAGAUGGGUUAAUAUUACUAAUUUUCCUAAAAGUGAUAUUAUGAGAAGUACAGGUUUUGAAAGGAGUUAUGUUUGCAUUAAAAGAAAUAAACAUAUGAUCAGACUGGGGAAACAAUGUGGCUUUACAAUGGGUGGGGGUAAUGCCAGAACAACAGACCAAAUCCAGGAUAUGACCUUUAGAUGAGUAGAAAACUAUGUACUGUAGAAGCUCAAAACUUUCCAGGCAGGAGGUAAAAUCUCUGGAAAGAGGGAUUUUGUCAUUGUCCAUAUGAAUAUUGAAGUCACCAACAAUUAUCAGAUUAGGAGAAAGUACAGAGAAAUGACUGAGCAGAGCAGAAAAUUCAUUUAAAAACUCCUUAUUUGGCUUAGGUGGCCGAAAAACAGUACAUAUAAUGGUGGGGUAGAUCCAGGGAGCUGUAAUGCAAUGUAUUCAAAUGAAUGGGAGGGAGGGGCAGAGACAGUGCUUCCAGUGUCCUGCAGGUUUUAGAUGUGCCCCUCAUCCAGCUGAUUUAAAUGGCUAAAUGAAAGUUCUCCAGAGGCCUGGUAAUGAACUAAUCAUGUGACUCUGUGAGAUCUAAAACCUGCAGGACACCGGCCCUCGAGGCCUGGAGUUGGACACCCCUGUCCUAAAGCAAAGGCAGGGUCUGGGUGGUCCUUGAGGUGGUCGCUACUGCUGCACCUCAAUCCCAACACAGGAGCACGCCGGCUCCACCAGGAAGCCGACAGACCGCAACACAGUAUGUGCCUAAGCUAGGGUGACCGACCAUCCUCUUCUUUUGCACUUGUUGACUUGUAAAAACCUAUAUGACACUUUUUAUUUCACCAUUUUUUAACAGCACAGAGAAGGCAUCGUUUAAAUAUGUUAACGUUUUCUUUAAGCAAACAGUAUUAUUAAAGUUCUUCGUGACUGGGCCAAGUGUCCUCUUCUUUUUGGAAAUCAAAAUAUGGUCACCCUAGCUUAACCUAACGCCGGCAUGGCCUUUUAUCCAAGCUCCUCCCACUGAGUCUCCAGGGACCCUGAACUUACCAUAAACCACACCACCAUUUUUUCAUGAGGUCUGUGAGGUUUUGAAGUUUUAUUUACUUUAAUCUUGAACCCAGUGGUGGUCCUAGCCUGUUUGGCGCUGUGGGCGAACACUCCUUCUGCUCCAGCAGCAGGUUGAGGGUCACAGAUGCCAACAGACUAAAUAAACUGAUCCACAAGGCCGAUAAUGUUGCUCCCACCCACUUCAUGACGUGCUGGAUAGUCACAGGAGCACGUUCAGUGGGAGACUGAGAUUACCAAAAAGCACCACUGAACGACACAGGAAGUCAUUCCUGCCUUUGGCCAUCUCCCUGUACAACUCCAUCUAACACACUGUGAACACUGCAAUAGUUACACCCUUUUUACACACGCUCUUUUCUACUCUGGAAUAUUCUUGUCAAUUUUCUUGAUAUUUCUUUAUAAUCACCUCUGUUAGUCCUUGAUAUUUAUAAUUGAGUGAUCUGUAUUUAUUAGUGCUAUUUCUUAAAUGUGUAAAAUCUGUAACAUCAUGUAUUGUUUGGAGUUUAGUCUGUUACUGUUACUAUUUUUACCAUUUCUUCUUGGAGCAACUGUAAC
Messenger RNA from Pelmatolapia mariae (spotted tilapia), 9538 nucleotides. It is a transcript of the gene galnt11, whose product is annotated as UDP-N-acetyl-alpha-D-galactosamine:polypeptide N-acetylgalactosaminyltransferase 11 (GalNAc-T11). The transcript is spliced from 12 exons. The record is from RefSeq and is a predicted model, not a curated record. Gene Ontology annotation, biological process: regulation of Notch signaling pathway; protein O-linked glycosylation. NCBI's taxonomy places the organism in Eukaryota, Metazoa, Chordata, Actinopteri, Cichliformes, Cichlidae. Gene Ontology annotation, cellular component: Golgi apparatus. Bases 435 to 2189 code for a protein of 584 amino acids. Gene Ontology annotation, molecular function: polypeptide N-acetylgalactosaminyltransferase activity; Notch binding.